This is a messenger RNA of Pseudogymnoascus verrucosus, 1819 nucleotides long. RefSeq lists its product as uncharacterized. NCBI's taxonomy places the organism in Eukaryota, Fungi, Ascomycota, Leotiomycetes, Thelebolales, Thelebolaceae. Bases 165 to 1604 code for a protein of 479 amino acids. The transcript is spliced from 4 exons. Gene Ontology annotation, molecular function: glucosylceramidase activity. Gene Ontology annotation, biological process: glucosylceramide catabolic process. The record is from RefSeq and is a predicted model, not a curated record.
GUUUGGUUUCCUGUGGAGGACCUGGGGCUUGAGCUGAGAUGCUUUACCCCUGAGACUUUGUUGGGAAGAGCUAUAUAAGUCCGCGUUUCUCCUGUCGUUAUGAUUCCCUUUUUUCAGUUUAUUCUUCCUAGCAUCUGCUACUUUUAUAUCAUUAUAGCGUUAAGAUGAAGUAUCAAGGGAUUCUGGUAGCUGAACUACUGACUUUUGUCUUUUCAACUGGUGUUGUGGGCGUGAGCUCACCAGCGUCCUGGGCUACAUCGUCAGAUGGAGUUUAUAAGCUCUCAUCUUUUGAGACACCAGUUAAGGGCGCAGGAAACCCAGGCAGCGGCUCGACCUGGGAACUCCAAGUUGAUGAUACUUCAAGUGGACACAAGCAAUCUAUUACUGGCUUUGGAGCUGCUGUAACCGAUGCCACCGUCUCUUCUUUCUCAGCCCUGUCGGAGUCGCAGAAAACAGCAUUGCUGGCUGACCUCUUAACCACCUCCACUGACGACGGCGUCGCCUUCAGCCUAUUCCGCCACACCAUCGCCGCAUCUGACUUAUCGGGGAAUGUCUAUGCUUACUCUGAUGAGGUAGAUCCCGACCUCGCCAACUUCAAUUUGAAGACGGAAGGUAAAGACAUGGUCUCCUGGCUUUCCCAGUUUAAAUCCAUAAACUCGGCCAUCAAAGUCGUCGGGUCCGUGUGGAGCCCGCCAGGGUGGAUGAAGCUGAACGGUGUCAUGGAUGGGACGACUACGAACAACAACCUCGAUCACAAGUAUGCUAGUCAGUUUGCACAGUACUUUGUAAAGUAUAUCCAGGCCUUCAAAUCUGGCGGCGUUGAUGUCGAUGCGAUAACGAUCCAGAACGAGCCACUGAAUAGCCAGGCUGGGUACCCUACCAUGUACGUCGCGGCGGAUGAAUCGACGUCGCUUAUCCAGAAUAACAUUGGGCCGGCGUUAAAAUCCGCGGGGCUUACGACGGAGAUCUGGGCCUAUGAUCACAACACUGAUGUGCCGGCGUACCCGCAGGCCGUUCUCGACGGCGCGGGCUCCUUCGUCAACACGGUUGCCUGGCAUUGCUAUGCCGAAAACAAUGACUGGGGGGUCCUGACUCAGUUCCACGAGAAGAACCCCAAUGUAGCCCAGUAUCAGACCGAAUGCUGGACAUCGCCUACAAACACCUGGUAUAGCACCAUUGACUUCGUCAUGGGACCGAUGCAAAACUGGGCAUCUGGUUCCAUCGCAUGGACCCUCGGCAGUGACACCAACAACGGUCCUCACCUCCCUGGCGGCUGCGGUGCCUGCCGCGGACUUGUCGUCGUCGAUACCAGCGCAGGCACGUAUUCCAAGACUCUAGACUACUACCUCAUGGGGCAGUUCUCGCGCUUCGUGCCCCGUGGCGCGACGGCGCUAGCGACGACGGGAAGUACGGACUACGGCGGCGGACAGAAGUUUGAAGCGAUGUCGUUUGUGGAACCAGAUGGAUCGAGAACGGUGGUUGUGCAGAAUAAUUUUGGAAACGAGGUUUUCCUUACUGUGAAGUUCAAGGGAGGGGAGACGUGGAGUGGGAAGGUGUAUAAAGAGUCGUUGACGACUUGGCAGUUGCCGCCUGCGAGUGGGUAAGCGGGUGAUGGGUAGGGGCUAGUAGCGGCUUUCGCCGGGCGAAUUUCUAGUGGAUUUUGGCCAUAGCUAUGGAAAGCAAUCUAGAGUGUUUCACUUGUCGAUUACUGUAAACUGGCUGUCAAAGAAUGGAUAUUAUGAUCAUACGGAGCAGGUUUUGGCCGCCCAAACAUGUGGGUGAUUAAUACCUGGUUCUAGAUUCGUUGUUGAUAACCGAG